Dryobates pubescens (Downy woodpecker) is the source of this 2379-nucleotide messenger RNA. It is a transcript of the gene RAD51D, whose product is annotated as RAD51 paralog D. Bases 50 to 1042 code for a protein of 330 amino acids. Gene Ontology annotation, biological process: reciprocal meiotic recombination; DNA strand invasion; double-strand break repair via homologous recombination. Gene Ontology annotation, cellular component: Rad51B-Rad51C-Rad51D-XRCC2 complex; centrosome; replication fork. NCBI's taxonomy places the organism in Eukaryota, Metazoa, Chordata, Aves, Piciformes, Picidae. The record is from RefSeq and is a predicted model, not a curated record. Gene Ontology annotation, molecular function: ATP binding; ATP-dependent DNA damage sensor activity; single-stranded DNA binding. The transcript is spliced from 10 exons.
CUUCCCUUCUUCUGGCCCCCUGGUGCUCCGUCCUGGGGUGGCUGAGGACAUGGUGGUCCUGCGGGCUGGGCUCUGCCCAGGUCUCACUGAAGAGAUGAUCCAGCUCCUCAGGGCAGGUGGCAUCAGGACAGUGGUGGACUUUGUGUCAUCAGACCUGGAGGAUGUUGCCCAGAAGUGUUCCUUGUCUUACAAGGCACUGGUUGCAGUGAGACGUGUGCUCCUGGCCCAGUUCUCUGCCUUCCCUGCCAACGGAGCAGACCUCUAUGAGGAGCUCAAGAGCUCCACAGCCAUCCUGCCCACUGGGAGCACAAGCCUGGACCAGCUGCUGGACUCUGGGCUGUACACAGGGGAAGUGACAGAGCUCAUGGGAGCGCCGGGCAGCGGGAAGACGCAGGUGUGUCUGGGCAUUGCAGCCAGCGUGUCCCUGGGCCUCAAGCAGCACCUCCUGUUUCUGGACUCCACAGGGGGCUUCACCGCCUCCCGCCUCUGCCAGAUGCUUCAAGCCCGGGCAGAGGACAAGGAAGAGCAGCUGGAGGCUCUGCAGCGGGUCCAGGUUGUUCGUGUGUUUGACAUCUAUGAAAUGCUGAGAGCCUUGCAGGAGCUGCGGGAUCGUCUCUCCCAGCAGGUGGUGAGCUCCGUGGGCGCUCUCAGGCUGGUGGUGAUCGACUCGGUCUCGGCGGUGAUUUACCCCCUGCUGGGCGGCCGGCACUCGGAGGGUUUGGCCAUCAUGAUGCAGUUAGCCAGGGAGCUGAAGACACUGGCCAGGGAGUUCAGCCUUGCCAUUGUGGUGACUAACCAGGUGACAAGGGACAGCAGCAGCAAUGGUCCACUGAAGCCAGCCCUUGGCCGCUCCUGGAGCUUCGUGCCCAGCACCAGGGUGCUGCUGGAGAGCAAAGAAGGCACCGGGCAGGGAGCCACCGCGCUGCGCAUCGCCGCCCUGGCAAAGUCCCCCCGGCAGCCAACUGGCAUACAGGUGGAGCUGGAUAUUGGAGAUGGUGAUGUGCAGGAGCUGAGCCCAGCAACACCCACACAGGGGCCCUGAUGAAGGUGAAAAAGUAAAUACCAAGGUCCAGGAGAGCUGCAAAACGGCAGGCAAGCACACUGAAGGCUUUACAGACUGCAGCCCUGGGAAGGACCAACAUGAAGGAGCUCUUGUUCUUCUGUGCUGGGGAGAAAAUAAGCAUGGGGUUCCCUGGAGGUCUCCUUGCCUCAGCAGAUGCAGCCCGUGGUGGCUGGGCUGUGUGGGCAGCAUGGCAGCCAGGUCCUCUCCUCUGCUGCAGGCUUGUCUUCAACCAGCAGAGCCAGCCCUGUCCUAAGGUGUUGGCUUGAGUCCAGCUGGCACAUCCCUGCAGAGGCCUUGCUGGGUUUGUUCCCCCCAGGACUCUGCUCUGGUCCCAGGGCUCUGAUCCUCCCUGGGCAGCCCACAGUGGCCUCAGGUCAGAAGCUGCACACAGCUGUAGGUGAUGAGAGCUGGAAUUCAAUUAGUGGCAACUGCUGUUAAUUAAACUGAUGAGCUUUAGUCCUUAGCAGCACCGGGGUGAGCAGGCUCCUGAUGAGCAGGGACACAAUUGGAUGCCUGAUCUGACCUCCCCAGAACAACACCAGGGCUCUACAGCUGUGAAGUACUGCUGUUAACUGCUGGGGGUUAUGAUCUGGAUCCUCGGGGGUGGCUGAGUCCUGAUGGACACCAGCUGGCCCUGUCUGCUGCUCAAUGGCAUGUGAUGAUGCUUGAAUAAUCUCUCCUUGCUCCAGUGCUUUCCAGCUGCUCUCAUCUGAGCUGGGCAACCUCCUGAGGGCUUGGGCAGUGCUGGGGAGGAGAUGGGAGGCUGCGAUGGAGCACUGCCUCUUCUCUCCAUCCCAGAUGUCUCAGACAACCUCAUCCUCUGCUUAGUAAGAAGCUUCCUCUUCGGGUGAGCUGAGCCAUGGCUUGCUUGGAAGGCUGCUGAUGUGGGGUCUGAGGCUCAUCAGGGCAUGCUCAUUAAACUGCUAACACACCAGGAAGCUCCUGGAGUCUGAUUUAGCCUGACUUUGGGUGCUGAGUUCUCCAGAGCAGGUGUGACACCAAACAGCCCUGUGCUCCUGAGGGAAGGGGCAGCUAAAGGGACACCUAAAGGGCUCUCAAGAGGCAAGGCCAGGUCUCAGCACAGGUUUUGGUUUUGCAUGUCCAUAGCAGUUGUGCUUCCUGCCAAGCCAUGCUCUCGGUGCUCCCAGGGCUGUAGUGCAGGGGGUCAGGUCCCACUUCCUCCACUGUGGCCACCCAGCCCCGUGGCUGUGAGGAGGGCAGGGCUUGCCUAAGGAGGACAGCAUGUGAAAGGGACAGGAGGUGUGCCAUUAAAUGAUUUCCAGUAGCAAUAAAUGUAUUUUACAGAUUGUGGAUUU